Caenorhabditis bovis is the source of this 486-nucleotide messenger RNA. Lineage: Eukaryota; Metazoa; Nematoda; Chromadorea; Rhabditida; Rhabditidae. The record is from the annotation of a GenBank genome assembly.
AUGGCUGAAGAUAUCGAAGAGAUUCUUGCUGAAAUCGAUGGCUCCCAGAUCGAAGAAUACCAAAAGUUCUUCGACGCGUUUGAUCGCGGAAAGCAGGGCUACAUCAUGGCCACCCAAAUCGGCCAGAUCAUGCACGCGAUGGAGCAGGACUUUGACGAGAAGACGCUCCGCAAACUCAUUCGCAAAUUCGACGCUGACGGUUCGGGAAAACUCGAGUUCGACGAGUUCUGCGCACUCGUCUACACCGUUGCCAACACCGUCGACAAAGAAACGCUCGAGAAGGAGCUUCGCGAAGCGUUCCGAUUGUUCGACAAAGAGGGAAAUGGAUACAUCUCAAGACCUACGCUCAAGGCACUCCUCAAAGAGAUCGCCGAUGAUUUGACCGAUCAGCAAUUGGAGGAAGCCGUCGAUGAGAUCGACGAGGACGGUUCGGGCAAAAUCGAGUUUGAGGAAUUCUGGGAAUUGAUGGCUGGAGAGUCCGACUAA